AUGUCUCUGUCUUAUCUACAACACGAGUCCACGCCUGUCCUGCCCGAAAGUGUUUGGGCUCUGGCAUGGACACCUCUAGAUCACAUUAUAUCUGGCUCAGCAGACGGUCAUAUACGUGUGCAUAGUGCCACGGAUCUUUCUGUGCCCCUGCAGGAUGCUGGGUCCCAUCCAUUGGCAAUCACUUCGUUAUCUGUCACCGAGGAUGGACGGAGGAGUCUGAGUACGAGUCUAGAUGGGACUGUGGUAUUGUUUGAUCCCCUGGAAGGUCGAGAUUUAGAUCGCCUGGACACGUCGAGGGAAAAGGUAGAUGGUGAUCGAGAACUACCGGCAUUUUCGUGUGCAGUACAUCCUAGCAUGAAGUGCUGGGCUUGGUCUGGUCGGUCAUCCAAGAUUGCCAUGCGGAGUAUUUCUCAAGCGGAUCAUGCAGAAUCUUCAACGAAUGGAGACGGAGUAGGAAGAAGUCUGUUGUCUGGAGAGACGAAAUUGGUAGAGACAGGGAAAGGGAAGUUUGGGAUGGAUCUAAAGUUUUCUCCAGACGGCCAGAUGCUAGCGCUGGCAACGGAAUCAGGGCACGUCAUUGUCCUUGAUACAGAGACUCAGGCAAUCAUUGCGACGUAUCAAUCCCAUGCCAUGGCCACACGGACUAUAUCCUGGUCACCGGAUUCUCAGUGGCUCUUGAGCGGAUCAGAUGAUCACCUCAUAGUGAUACACGAUGUGCGAGCAGGUUCAAAGUCUGGGGCUGGAGGUCGAGGUGAAGGCGCAGUGGGGAUGAUGCAAGGCCAUCAGAGCUGGGUGUUGAGUGUCGCCGCCAGUCCGGAUGGUAAAUUACUGGGAAGCGGCGGAGCAGACGGCGUCAUCAAACUUUGGGACAUAGGACAACGUACAGCCGUUUACUCAAAUUCUUCAUCUGCCGAAGUGUGGGGCUUUGACUGGCAGCCUGUCAGCGCCAACUCAAAUGCUUCCGGCAAGCAAUUUGCCAUAGGGGAGGAUAACACAGUAUCCCUGUACAGAGCUGCCGGCUCCGUGUGA
Molecule: messenger RNA, 1029 nt
Organism: Kockovaella imperatae
Lineage: Eukaryota; Fungi; Basidiomycota; Tremellomycetes; Tremellales; Cuniculitremaceae
Product: WD40-repeat-containing domain protein
Exons: 7
Coding region: 1-1029 (342 amino acids)
Cellular component (GO): Cdc73/Paf1 complex
Molecular function (GO): protein binding
Source: RefSeq, a predicted model, not a curated record